Molecule: messenger RNA, 815 nt
Organism: Guillardia theta CCMP2712
Lineage: Eukaryota; Cryptophyceae; Pyrenomonadales; Geminigeraceae
Product: translation initiation factor 4F, cap-binding subunit
Exons: 5
Coding region: 279-815 (178 amino acids)
Biological process (GO): translational initiation
Cellular component (GO): eukaryotic translation initiation factor 4F complex
Molecular function (GO): RNA 7-methylguanosine cap binding; translation initiation factor activity
Source: RefSeq, a predicted model, not a curated record
ACUUGCCUUCCUCUUCCUCCUUCCUCUUCCUCCUCUUCCUCCUCCUCCUCCUCUUCCGCCUGCUCUCCUGCAGCUACCAUCUUGCUGUCUUCCUGAAUCCCCCCCCCUCCUUCCCCUUGCGCAACUUCAUCCUCUCGUCCCAGCAUCCUGCAGACUCGCGUGUGACUUCACCGUCCCUUGCGUCCCGUCUUUCCGAUUUCCCGCCCUGCUGUGAAAUUGAGCAGGAGGUGGUGUAUACUGAUCUACGCUUUCUAUUCGAUUAAGUGGAAGUGGAGAAAAUGUCAGAUACCGCAGCAGCUACCUCGGCCGAACAAAAUGCUGAGGUACCUAAGGAGGCAGCAUCGAAUGAUACCACUGGCCAUCCUUUAGAGACAGGAUGGACAUUUUGGUUUGACAAGAAGAUUGAGAACAAAUCUCACGCCGUCAUGAAAGCAUCUACGUAUUUUGACCAUCUGAAAAAUCUGGGGAGCUUUCGCACUAUCGAAGAGUUUUGGGACUUGUACUCUCAGUUGAGCCGUCCAUAUGACAUGCAUCAAUCGACUACUUAUCAUGUGUUUCGGGAAGGCUACAUGCCAAUGUGGGAAACUUUCCCGCAUGGGGGAGCUUGGAUUAUUAGAUUUAAGAAGCAGAACCACCACCCGAGCCCAAACCUCUCCAAAUGCUGGGAGGAGUUGGUGUUGGCGUGUGUAGGCGAAGCUUUUGCGGAGCCAGAUCUUGUUGGCGUCAUGGUCAGUGUGAAACCAAAGGAGGAUAUUAUUCAAAUCUGGAACAAAGACAAUGAGGACAACGAAUCCGUGAAGGAUGAGCUCGGGUGA